AUGAAUAUGUUGGAUGAUGAAGAUGACCAAAGCUUUCACGCUACGCGUGACGGCUACUCCCAUUUGAGCGAUGUCGAAUGGGAUGCGGUUGAACGAUUGGGUUCAACCAUGGGCAUCCAUGCUGUUAGCGUCAUGCUAGAGGCUCUCAAUAGAGAUGCCCAACAUGCUACUAUCGCCAAGUUCAUUCAAAAUGAACUUGACGCUGAACGCGAGAAAGUAGCCUUGCUUCACCAACAAGGUUCUCAACAAGCAGAGUUGUUGAGAGAACAGGGUGCUCAACAGUUUGAACUGUUGAGACAGCAGCAGGCUGCUGCUGGCGGGUCGAUGCACUCGCGUCGACCCGAGACUUUGAAGAUUGACAUCUCAAAGGCGCGUCGCAUCGACGACGGGGAUAUGCAAGUUGCAUUUGCCCAGUCAAAUCUGGCAGGACGUGCCAAGACUUGGGCACUGGGGCUCAAGUUGCACGACCCAUAUGCGUUUGGGUCGUUGGAAGUCUUCAAGUCGCGGCUCAGACAAACGUUUGAACUGCCUGGAGCUGAGUUCAGGGCUCGAACCGAACUGUUGAAGCUCAAAUAG
This is a messenger RNA of Peronospora matthiolae, 576 nucleotides long. The record is from the annotation of a GenBank genome assembly. Lineage: Eukaryota; Oomycota; Peronosporomycetes; Peronosporales; Peronosporaceae.